Messenger RNA from Talaromyces rugulosus, 894 nucleotides. RefSeq lists its product as uncharacterized. The transcript has 4 exons. The record is from RefSeq and is a predicted model, not a curated record. Lineage: Eukaryota; Fungi; Ascomycota; Eurotiomycetes; Eurotiales; Trichocomaceae. The coding region runs from base 1 to 894 and encodes 297 amino acids. Gene Ontology annotation, molecular function: catalytic activity.
AUGAAACUCUCGUGGCAGCGACUGAUCAGAUUUGAGAGCGUGGAUGGCAGAGUUCUUCGGGGCGAGCCCAUUCUACCUCGACCGGACUUUGACCUCGGAUACGUGACUGAGAAGGAUCAACUACAGGCCAAGGUCAUUUUAGGAGAGGAUCCUUUCUGUGAAAGCGGUACGACUCGAGUCUCCGAUGAGGUGGUGACUGUAAAAAGGAUUCUGUCUCCGCUAGCACCGUCGGAAGUGCCCACUAUUCGCUGCGUCGGCCUGAAUUAUAUGAAACACAUCCAGCAAGCAAAGCGAACACCACCACCUUUCCCCUUUAUUUUCUUCAAGCCCCAGACUGCGAUUUUAGACCAUGGCGACAACGUAAUGAUCCCGAAGAUCGCUCAGGAUGACCAAGCUGAUUAUGAGGGAGAGCUGACCAUCGUCAUCGGAAAAGACGCAAAAGACGUUUCGCAGGAAGACGCCUUGGAUUACGUGAGCGCAUAUACUGUAGGAAAUGAUAUUUCGUCUCGCAAACUACAACGUGACCCAAGUUAUGCUGGGCGAAUUCCCCAAUGGGGCUUUUCCAAAGGGUUCGACACCUACGCGCCAAUCGGCCCGUGUCUUUUGGCCAGCAGUCUAGUCGAUGAUCCAAAAACUCUGCAUCUCAGAACAACCAUCGAUGGGGAGGUACGACAGGACGAGUCAGUGGCCGAUUUGUUGUUUGAUUGUCGAUAUCUUAUUUCGUACCUGUCACAAGGUACGACUCUGCAAAAAGGCAGUUUGAUAAUGACAGGCACACCUGGAGGGGUAGGAGGGGAUAUGAAUCCUCCAAGAUGGUUGCAACAUGGUACACAGAUGGAUGUGUCGAUCUCCAAGAUUGGGACUCUGAGAAAUGGGGUUGCAUUUGUUCAGUAG